AUGCUGCAAAAGUUGUCAUUUGGUAGCUGGCGGGUCGUCGGCGCGGCGUGCAGUCUACCCAAAACUAGUGCCACCAUCAGAACGUUAUCGGCAACCAUGGAAAAAGGAUCCAACUUCUUUUUUAGACAGUUGUUCGACACAGUGAGCAGUACAUACACGUACUUACUGGGUGAUACCAAGACGGGAGACGCGGUGCUCAUCGACCCCGUGCUGGAACAUGCGGAGAGAGACGCUGCGCUCAUCAAGGAGCUGGGCUUCAAGCUGGUUUAUGCACUGAACACCCACAUGCACGCAGACCAUAUAACAGGCACGGGCAAGCUGAAGUCCAUACUUCCCGACACGAAGAGUGUGAUCGGCAAGGCGUCAGGUGCUGCAGCCGACGUGCACCUCGUGGACGGUGACGUGGUCACCUUCGGAGAACACAAGCUGUUGGCUUCAGCCACUCCCGGACAUACCAAUGGAUGCUUAACUUAUAUCUGCCAUGAGAAGGGCAUGGCGUUCACAGGCGACACUCUUCUUAUCCGGGGCUGUGGCAGAACAGACUUCCAAGAAGGCUCAGCUCAAACUCUGUACAACUCGGUACACAACCGUAUCUUCACGCUACCCGACCACUACCUCCUGUACCCGGCACACGACUACCGAGGGCAAACUGCCACCACGGUGUGGGAGGAAAAGAAAUACAACCCCAGGCUAACCAAACCGUUGAAGGAGUUCAUCCAUAUCAUGGACAACCUGAACUUGCCUUACCCGAAAAUGAUCGACAAAGCCGUGCCCGCGAACAGAGUCUGCGGAAUACAUUACUAA
Messenger RNA from Spodoptera littoralis (African cotton leafworm), 804 nucleotides. The record is from the annotation of a GenBank genome assembly. Lineage: Eukaryota; Metazoa; Arthropoda; Insecta; Lepidoptera; Noctuidae.